AUGGCAGCGGGAGUAGCAGCGUGGCUGCCCUUCGCGCGCGCAGCGGCUAUCGGCUGGAUGCCGGUGGCCAACGCGCCCAUGCCCAUACCCCCCAAAGAAAGGCAGCGGGGAGAGGACGGACUUAUCAUUCUUAAUGUAAGUGGCACUAAGUUUCAAACUUGGAGUGAUACUUUAGAGCGCUACCCGGACACGCUUCUGGGCAGCUCUGAGCGGGAUUUUUUCUUUCACGAAGAAACAAAGGAGUAUUUUUUUGACCGCGAUCCAGAUAUUUUUCGCCACAUUCUGAACUUCUAUCGCACAGGAAAACUGCACUACCCGCGUCAAGAGUGUAUAUCGGCGUACGACGAGGAGCUUUCCUUUUUUGGCAUUAUCCCGGAGAUUAUUGGGGAUUGCUGCUACGAGGACUACAAGGACCGGCGGCGGGAAAACCAGGAGCGCAUACAGGAUGAUGAGGAGACGGACCAAGCCAAUGAUCUGAUCUCCGCGGAUAUGUCUUUUAGGGAGACUAUGUGGCGCGCCUUUGAGAACCCUCACACAAGCACAAUGGCUCUAGUCUUCUACUAUGUUACAGGCUUCUUCAUCGCAGUGUCAGUGCUGGCCAACGUGGUGGAGACUGUCCCGUGCGGCACACUGCCCAACCGCGUAAAGGUUGUGUCCUGCGGUGAGCGCUAUGAGUUGGCUUUCUUCUGCCUGGACACCGCGUGCGUCAUGAUUUUUACUGUGGAGUACCUGCUGCGUCUGAUGGCCGCGCCCAGCCGAUACAAGUUUGUCAAAAGCGUGAUGAGUAUUAUUGACGUGGUGGCCAUCAUGCCCUAUUACAUUGGCCUUGUCAUGACGGACAAUGAGGACGUAAGUGGUGUUGUCACCCUGCGUGUCUUUAGGGUGUUUCGGAUUUUUAAAUUCUCGCGGCACUCAGCGGGUCUGCGCAUCCUGGGCUAUACACUUAAGAGUUGUGCCUCAGAAUUGGGCUUCCUGCUUUUUUCUCUCACUAUGGCCAUUAUCAUCUUCGCCACAGUCAUGUUUUACGCGGAGAAGGGCUCCAGCGCCAGCAAGUUUACCAGCAUCCCCGCGGCUUUCUGGUACACCAUCGUUACCAUGACGACCCUGGGUGUUUCUCUUUGUAAUGAAGCCACCUACAGGGGCAUCCAAGUGGAAAAGAUGGUAUCUGCGGGCAAAAUCACAUCCCCUAAAUUACUAGGAGAUGUGGCUAUGUCCAAAGCACAAGCUCACUGUGCACUACGCCUCAGCAGCUCCAACUGA
Messenger RNA from Boleophthalmus pectinirostris (great blue-spotted mudskipper), 1260 nucleotides. RefSeq names its product potassium voltage-gated channel subfamily D member 2-like. NCBI's taxonomy places the organism in Eukaryota, Metazoa, Chordata, Actinopteri, Gobiiformes, Gobiidae. Gene Ontology annotation, biological process: protein homooligomerization; potassium ion transmembrane transport. Gene Ontology annotation, molecular function: A-type (transient outward) potassium channel activity; protein binding. Gene Ontology annotation, cellular component: membrane; voltage-gated potassium channel complex. The record is from RefSeq and is a predicted model, not a curated record.